GUCAGUUCCGCGAAGGUGCUGAGUCGGUCUGUUGCGUACGCGAAAGACAAAAAAGAAUCGGUAACCUUUCGCGAGAUUUGUUGUGAUUGCAUACGAUUAAGUGUUAUUGGUUUAUUGGAUAAUUUCUUGUUUUCUAUCGGUAUAGCAGCAAACCGACAUACCUUGAGAAGUCGAAAAUCGGCAAUUGAUGCCCUUUCACCAUCGAUAACCAUGCAAGUUUGUGAAAUCAUGAUGGAUUAAUUAGCGAAAAUUGUCAUGGUUGCCAUAAUAUAUCAAUUAUAUUAAAUCAGUGUUGUAAUUGGAAGAAGUGCAGUUAAAUAAUUCUCAUUAGUGAUUAACUUUUUUAAUUUAACGAUGUUAAGUGAUGUGUGAUGAUUGGUUCAGUGACACCACCAAUGGUUGAGAAAAACAUUUUAAGCGAACGAUGAUAUCUCAUUUAGUGUUGUUUGGUGUAUGUCUUGCAGGAUAUGUUUCUCUAGCGGCUACGUUACCCUGGGUUCACCCCUCUGUAGAGGUGCUAGACGAACUCAACGAUGCCAAAAUAUACCAAGCCGUUGUAGAGUCCAUGAAUGAUUGGAAUAGGAAGCAGGAACAAAAAAGGAUAAACAACAGGCUGAAACGCGAAGAUAUUCCAAGUGCUUGCUAUGAUAAACUAGGAUGUUUCGAAGCAUCUGGUCCGUUCGGAUAUCUAGACACUCUUCCAAGCAAACCAGAAGAAAUAGAUACCAAAUUCUUGAUGUUCCCGGGUAGGCGAAUGAGAAAGAGUGGUUCACCGCCUGCAGAAGUGCCUUUCGAAAAAUUAGAUGAAGCAUUCGAGUGGGCCAAACAGGGAUUCAAUAGCAGCCUUCCCACCAAGGUCCUCAUCCAUGGUUUUGGCAGCGAUUGCAGCUACAUUUGGGUGUAUGAAAUUAGGAGUGCCCUCAUGGCUGUGGAAGAAGUGAACAUAAUAUGUGUGGAUUGGAGCAAUGGCGCUGCACUACCAAAUUACGUGAAAGCCUCAGCGAACACGAGACUAAUCGGAAAACAGUUGUCUCUCUUACUGAGUGGUCUUGUUGAGAAAAAUGGGUUAUCACUGAGGAAGACGCAUUUGAUUGGCUUCAGUCUUGGUGCUCACAUAGCAGGAUUCGCAGGAGCAGAUUUAGGAAAUCUGAGCAGAAUAACAGGUUUGGAUCCGGCUGGACCCCUCUUCGAGUCGCAAGAUCCCAGGGCCAGACUCGAUCAGGCCGACGCCGAUUUUGUAGACGUGAUCCACAGUAACGGCGAGAAUCUGAUCCUAGGUGGUUUGGGAUCGUCCCAGCCCAUGGGACACGUGGACUUUUAUCCCAACGGCGGCAGGAUGCAGAAAGGAUGCAGUCAUUUGUUCGUUGGAGCUGUCAGUGACAUAAUCUGGUCAUCACCCAUAGAAGGCAGAUCACUAUGCAAUCACCGAAGAGCCUACAAAUUCUUCAUAGACUCAGUUUCUCCUAGAUGCCAUUUUCCUGCCUUCCCGUGUGAGUCGUAUGAAGAUUUUCUGGAUGGUAAAUGCUUUCCUUGUACAGAAGAAAGAGUAUGCGGAAAUAUGGGUUACUAUGCAGAUAGAUCGAAAGGACGAGGACAGCUCUAUCUACUCACCAGAGACGAAGAGCCAUUUUGCGCACAUCAGUACCACGUGAAAAUUGAAUCAUCUUUCAGUCCAGUAACGGUGAAAAGUUAUGGAAAAAUGCAGAUCACCCUAAUUGGAGACAAUUCAUUGAAUGAAACGUUUACGAUGACCAAGAAAGAUGAUGAAGAGAUGAUAUUAGGUGAAACAAUAUCUAGGAUGGUAGUACCUCACCCCAUUCUAGCUCAAUUGACUAAAAUAGAAGUAUUGUACACGGCAUACAGUGGUUGGCUUUCUUCCGGUCUAACCCAAUGGAGAAUGGAUAAGGUGACCUUGAUGGAUAGUUUUGGAAAAAUGUUAUCAGUGUGCAAGAAAAAUCUCAUACUUGAAUCUGGAUCACCUAUGAUACUGCCCUUAUAUCCAGGAGAAUGUAAUGUACCAGCUGACAAACCAGCAGAUCAAGCAACUGAUAGAGUUCAUGAAAUAGAAGACAAAAUAAUGGACGACUUCGAUACGAAACCAGAUUUUAUCCCAACACAAGUUGUGAGAGUGGGCCUAGAAGAUACUGUUGCCAAGAAGGAAGGCCCUGGAGGAGAUUUUCGGACAUCUAGUGAUUUUUUCGAUGUACCAUGGAGAAAUGAUAAAGAGAAUGAUCUUAUAGAAGAAGCCGAAUCGAGUCGAGCUUUCAACACAAGAAUCGUUAGACUUGGUAAUGCCAAUAAACCAGAUGAGAAAGAAAUAGUUGAACCAAUUUUGAAACCACUUCAAAACAAGAAUGCUAGAUCACAUGACCCAGAAAGAGAGAAAGGAGAAAUAACAGAACCGAUUCUAGGUCCCACAACAAGCAAAACAUCUGGAGUCACUAAGACACCAGAAGACAACAUGAGAACAAGAUCAAAACACAGUCGUAAGCAGAAGGAAAAUGAGAAAAUAUUCGACAAUAAUGAGGAAUCAUCUGAUUGGGUACCUACAGAAAUAAGGAUAAAACCAGAAGGUAGGCCCAAGAGGAGGCGCCAAGAUGAGUCAAGAAUUUUGAACGGAAUUUCUCCACCAAGCCAUGAGAAUCCUAUAGAAACUCUAGCAACAACAGUCCAGCUAUUACCUCAAAGAUUAGCUAGAAUGUUCGAACAGGCCGAAAAAUAUGCUAAAGAAAACUUUUUGCCUUUCGUUAGCACCUACACACCAAAAUUCAUCUCCGAAAUAAUAGCGCCGAAAGAAAAUGCACCAAAAUACGUUCCUUUGAACUACAAAGAACCGAGUAACAUUGUGAUAUCUAGGGAAAGUAUCUCAUCUAAGUCGAGUGAAGCGAGAAGUAUGCUAAACAAAAGAUUUGAUCCUCCACCACCAGAAAUGAACACUGAAGAAAUAAACACCCCUCAUAGUAAUAUCCAGAGGAUCUCAAAGGAUGAACGGAGAACAGGAAAGGAGGAGAUGGAAAAAGUGAUGACAGUGACAGCAGAGUACAAAACUGAACCAACCAUUACGGUGGAUCGUUCGACAUCUUCACCGUUGAAGGAAGUCACGAGAAGAAUUAGGGAUGAUAAGAACGUACGGAGCAGCAAACCAGACGGCCCUUUGGGUUUUAUCUUGACCACAGUACAGGAUAUUCCAGAAAACAUUGGAAAGGCUUUCCGAGAUGCAGAAAGGUUUACCAGAGAAAAUGUUCUGCCUAUCGUCAACAGUCUAACACCAAAAUUCAUCACCGAUCUUUUCGCUCCAAAGGAAUUACCAAGAUUGAUCCCCUUUAGCAGUGAAGAAUCCGCUUCGGAGUUUUCCAUGAAACUUCCUGGUGUUACCAGAGAUAAAAGAAAUAAAAAGCUUUCUUCUUCGAUGGAUGAAAAUUCACAUAUUCAAACUAAAGCAGCUAUUGAGAGUACUAUCGCUUCAGAGACAACAACUCCAUAUAGUCACAUUCAAAAAAUUCCAUUGAAAAUGCUGAAAUGAAUUGAUUGAACAUUUUGCCAACCGUCAUGGCGUAUUCCAUUGUGAUUUUGUAUAUAGCUGUGUAAAUAGUUUGUAAGAUUUUGAGCCGACAUUUCAUAUAUUAUUAUAAUUAAUAAAAUAACCAAACACU
Messenger RNA from Phaedon cochleariae (mustard beetle), 3653 nucleotides. The record is from the annotation of a GenBank genome assembly. NCBI's taxonomy places the organism in Eukaryota, Metazoa, Arthropoda, Insecta, Coleoptera, Chrysomelidae.